Paramecium pentaurelia is the source of this 1281-nucleotide messenger RNA. Lineage: Eukaryota; Ciliophora; Oligohymenophorea; Peniculida; Parameciidae. The record is from the annotation of a GenBank genome assembly.
AUGUAAUGCUUAAGAAAGCACUUAUUGUUUGAUAAAAGCUAUUUUAUCUAUAUUAACCAAGAUAGUAUAGAUAUCGGGGAAGUAAUAUAUUGGUUAAUAGUUAAGUCUUUUUAAAAAAUCAAGUAUGUGAUCCCAAUGAAUUUACAAACAAUAAUCGAUUGGAAAGUAAAUUAAGAAAAUCAAAAUUUGGAGGCAUUUGCUAUAUGUUGGAAAGGAAAAUGGAGAUACUUUUAUGCUGAUUAGAAUGUCUUAUUAAGAGUAAAAGAACAUAUGGAUAGAAAAGUAGUAUAUAAAAGUUUGGAUCCUUUCUUUACAAUUACGGAAAAAAUAGAAGCUAACUAAAAAAGUUCUGUAUAUAAAUAUAUUUAUUAAUAAGAUUCUAUUAGUCUAAAGAAAUGAAAAUGAAUAAAUUUUUGCUUGUAAAGAGAUGAAAAAACUGAAUCAAUAUUCCUAAUUAGUAUAAUGUAUUAUUAUUGUAGUUAUUUCAAAAUGAAGUUGAAGCAUUGAAAUAACUGUCCCAUAAAAAUUUAGUAAAGCUAAUCGAAGUUUAUGAAACUGAUGAUCAAUAUUAAAUAGUGAUGUAAUAUCUAAAAGGUGGCUCACUAAAUUAAUGUCUUAAAUAUUGUAAAUUGAAUAAUCGUGAAGUAGAUGUCAUAAUACAAGUAUAUUAUUCAUUUUUAAUAUCAUUAGUAAAUUAUGGAAGGAAUUAAUUAUAUGCACAAUAAUGGAUUUGUACAUAGAGACAUGAAACCAGAUAAUAUAGUAUUUAAUGAUUUGGGUUAAUUUUCACAAUUAAAAAUAAUUGAUUUUGGAAUUACCAAAAAGAUUGAAGAUUUAGAAAAAGAUAAAGAUAUGAAAUUUGGAACUCCUGGUUAUAUGGCACCAGAAAUUUUUGAUUAUAAAUAAUAAAUAACUGAGAAAGUAGAUAUCUUUGCUUGUGGAGCCAUACUUUACUAAAUGUAAAUAUCAUUUAUAAAUUUUAGGUUAACUGGGCAAAAAUUAAUUGCAGGUAAUAGUACAAAAUAAAUUAUGGAAAAUAACAAAAAUUUCAUUAUGAAUACAUAAAUACUUUCUAAAAUAAAGCAAUCUGAUUAUAAAAUACUUGUCUAAUAUAUGUUAGAAAAAGAUCCAUAAAAACGAAUUAGUGCAAAUCAAGUUAUAAAUUAUUUAAAUUUGAUGAAAAUUACUUCUAAUUCUGGAUCAUAAUCAAUUUAAAUGCUAACUCAUCAUGAACCUGUAUAAAAAUUACCUAAUUUCAAAAAAUUGAUUGAUAAAUAAUGA